CCGACUCACACGUCGUGCCGGGCGCCAUCCGGGCCGUCCGUCGCCAGGCGAGCGGAUUAUAUAUGUGCCGUGGCCACACGCUCUCUCGUCGGAGGAGUGGUGGUUGCUCCUAGUCGCAGACUUCUUUAUUAAUCUCAAUCUGGAUCCGGGCACGGGGAGCGAUUGACUGAUCGACGAGACUCGAGAGCCUGGAGAGCCGGGGGUUUCGCUUCUCGUUGCGUUUGGAGUCUUGCCGGGUCUCGGUUUUCGAGCAGAUCCAGGGAACACCGGUUUUCCUUUGAUUUUGCCGAAAUUUUUGAUCUGAUCGGAGCGAUCCCGGAGCUUCGCAAGGAGCAAGGCAUUUUUCUGGGGGCCAUGGCCAUGGGGCUCGGCCGAUUCACACACUGGCUCUGGCCCGGUAACGCCGCGCGAGUUGGCAACCACGAGCUCCCCGGCAUCGCCUUGACGGGCGCCUCCUUCCCGGAGUUCCCCUCCGGGUUCCGUGAGGCGGACGCUAUCGCCUUCUCCAGUGCCGCCGCCGGCCGCCGCACGCGGCCGAGGAGGGUCAAGAACCAGCGGCGCAGUCGCGGGGAGCCCAGAAUCGACAGGGAGUACGACAUGGUCAUCGUGCCGUCCGACGGCGGCGGGUGCCUUUCCGGGUCCGAGUCCGACGACUCCGACUGGUCCAUCGGCUGGCUGGAGCCGCAGGCGCCGGAGAUGCAGACGGACGGUGACCAGGAGACCUCCUUCGCCGUCCUCGUGCCCUGCUACCGCCACGGCCGCGCCGAGCAGCCCGCGAUGCCCCAGGGACGCUUCCUUGGCGCUGGCCCUCUCGCCGAUGGCGGCCUCUCUGAUGGAAAGAAUUUUGUAGAGCAGUGGCUUUCUUCCCUCCAGAACUGAUAUCUGGAAUCUCCGUUAGCUAUGUUGUAUAUAUUAUUGCUCAGUAUCAUUAUCGAUGAAGGAAGACAUCAAAACCCAAAAAAAUGAGAAAAUGGAAAAAGAACAAAAAGAGGAGCAGCGGAAUUUUGAAGCAGCACUGAACGGGUUUGUCCUUCCGGAGGUUUCAAGGCUAAUUCUACUCAUUGCAAAGCAAGGCCAAUGCUGAACAAGACCAGCUGCGCUGCGGGUCGUAGAAGACACAUUCAUUCUUAUUAACCAAUCUACGACAACAUUUGUAGAUAUUAUUUGGUAUCACAUCGUUCAUUUUGUCCCACUUUGAUUCUGGACCUCGACCCUGCUACUGGCAUGUGUAUAUAUGGUGUCAUUUGCCGUGUAUAUAUAAGCUGCAGAUGUGCAGCUCCUCAGUGUGCGUGUGUGUUGAUGUAGAUCGGAACAGGAUUGCUCCUUGUGAAAUUCAGAUGUAUAUAAGCUUUUUGCGUUUUUGUGGAACAA
This is a messenger RNA of Aegilops tauschii subsp. strangulata, 1371 nucleotides long. RefSeq lists its product as uncharacterized. The record is from RefSeq and is a predicted model, not a curated record. NCBI's taxonomy places the organism in Eukaryota, Viridiplantae, Streptophyta, Magnoliopsida, Poales, Poaceae.